CUGUGAUAACUGUAAUCAAUGGUUCCAUGGCGAAUGCAUUGGAUUGCCUGAAUCACAAGGACUCUUUGUUGACUUGUUCUUUUGUGAAAAUUGUUCAAAAAGUAAAGAGAGAAAAAAACUAAAAAAAAAAUUUUUUUACUUACUUUAUUAUUAUUAGUCACUGGCAAGAAGACCUCUUGGAAACCAAAAUGUGCCAAUACAGGCUGUCAAAAACCAGCAAGGAUGGGCAAAAACUUUGGACAUUUAAGUAAAUAUUGUUCAGAUCGUUGUGGUAUCCAAGUAGCUAGAACUCGUAUUGAACAGGCUGAAAUGAAGAAUCCGUUAUCAAGAGGAAAAUUAAGUUCAUUUGCGGAUAUGGAUGAUAGAGCAAGACUGAGUAGAGUCAAGGAAGAAAGACAGCAUGCAAAAUCAAUGAUCAAACUGUGUCAACACAAGUUGAGGUUUUUAGAGCUAUUGGCUGACAAACAUAACGAAGAGUGUUGUGGGUUCGAUUCGAGACUGAGUUGGCCAGAUACCAUUUGGGAAAAGGUUGAAUCAAUAGAUGAGCACGAUUUGAUGCUUCUCAACAGUCAAUCCGAAUGGGUCACUCAAAAACCCUUUUCUUCCUGUUCUCUCAAGAAAUGCACAAAGCACAUAAACUGGCAGAAAUUAAAAUUGGCAGAAAUUGAACAAGAAAAAUCUGAGCAGUUUGUUAUUUUGUCCAUGUUGGAAAGAGAAAGACAACAGAUAAAAGCUAGAAUGAAGAAGAGACGUGAAGAUAUCGAUUUGAUUGAGUUCUUGGAGAAUAGCACCAUCAUUCACUCUUAAAAAAAUAAAAAUAAAAAAAAUUAAAAUAGCGCCAAGUAUACUUGUUUUAACGGGGCAUUUUUGCAUAUAGGUUAAGGCCCCGUAUGUCCAUCCAUCCAUCCAUCCCGUCCAUCCAUCCUUCUCUUUCUCUUGUCAUAAUAGCAAAUGUCUGCUGAACUUGCUGUCGUUUACGCUGCUCUCAUCCUCGAAGAUGACAACAUUGAAAUCACUGUGAGUCGUUUUUUAAACUGUAAUAAACAUAUAUUGACCAUGGCCCCCAUCUUUUUAUAGGCUGAUAAGCUCCAGACUUUAGUCUCUGC
Molecule: messenger RNA, 1106 nt
Organism: Rhizopus microsporus ATCC 52813
Lineage: Eukaryota; Fungi; Mucoromycota; Mucoromycetes; Mucorales; Rhizopodaceae
Exons: 1
Coding region: 223-807 (194 amino acids)
Cellular component (GO): Set1C/COMPASS complex
Source: RefSeq, a predicted model, not a curated record